Amphiprion ocellaris (clown anemonefish) is the source of this 2517-nucleotide messenger RNA. RefSeq names its product gap junction protein delta 2b (gene gjd2b). Gene Ontology annotation, biological process: cell communication. The record is from RefSeq and is a predicted model, not a curated record. Bases 392 to 1306 code for a protein of 304 amino acids. The transcript has 2 exons. Gene Ontology annotation, cellular component: connexin complex. Lineage: Eukaryota; Metazoa; Chordata; Actinopteri; Pomacentridae.
GGCAAGACAUUAAAUCCAACCUCCCUCCAUCCAGACGCAGCGCGCAGCCUAUCAACCUGAUCUGAAGAUCGAAAAUAGGAGGGCUUAUAGUAAUCAGCCCUCGGACUCUCAUGACAAGGAAAAGUGUGGCAACGUUGUGGGAGCGCUCGGUACACACAGCAGGACGCUUACUGGCGCUGCGCGCUCAGCGCAUAACCAACCAGAUAGCGCGCAGAGAGAAACGGGGACGGUAGCAGCAUCCCUUGACGGAUGCAUUUUUUAGCUAAAUUCAGACGCUGUGGAGACUGACAACAGCGAGAGACAGAGAGAAGCCGGACGGGAAAUAACGCGUUUUUUUGGAGGGAUUUGAACAAAGUGCCGUUUUACCUUCGUCUUCUCCGGAUGCUCAGAAAUGGGGGAAUGGACUAUACUAGAGAGGCUCCUGGAGGCUGCUGUCCAGCAGCACUCUACUAUGAUAGGAAGGAUCCUACUAACAGUGGUGGUCAUCUUCCGGAUUCUAAUCGUAGCAAUAGUUGGAGAGACUGUCUAUGAUGACGAGCAGACCAUGUUUGUUUGUAACACCUUACAACCGGGCUGCAACCAGGCAUGCUACGACAAGGCAUUUCCCAUUUCACACAUUAGAUAUUGGGUUUUUCAGAUCAUCAUGGUGUGCACUCCGAGUCUUUGUUUCAUCACAUACUCGGUGCACCAGUCGGCCAAGCAGAAGGAGCGGCGCUACUCCACAGUCUAUCUGACACUAGAUAAGGAUCAAGAUUCACUGAAGCGAGACGAGAGCAAAAAGAUAAAGAACACCAUUGUUAAUGGAGUACUUCAGAACACGGAGAACUCCACCAAAGAAGCCGAGCCGGACUGUUUGGAAGUGAAAGAGAUCCCUAAUUCAGCCAUGAGAACUACAAAGUCCAAAAUGAGGCGACAAGAGGGCAUCUCCAGGUUUUACAUCAUCCAGGUAGUUUUCAGAAACGCGCUGGAAAUAGGCUUUUUGGUGGGUCAGUAUUUCUUGUAUGGAUUCAACGUCCCGUCCGUGUACGAAUGUGAUCGCUACCCCUGCAUAAAAGAUGUCGAGUGCUACGUGUCCAGACCCACGGAGAAGACUGUGUUCCUGGUCUUCAUGUUCGCGGUCAGUGGGUUUUGCGUGGUGCUCAACCUGGCAGAACUCAAUCAUUUGGGCUGGAGGAAAAUCAAAACGGCCGUGCGAGGCGUGCAGGCUCGGCGAAAGUCCAUUUAUGAGAUCAGAAAUAAGGACUUGCCGAGGAUGAGUGUGCCAAAUUUUGGCCGCACUCAGUCCAGUGAUUCUGCUUAUGUGUAACACAGGAGGAAGGAGUGAAAAAGAUGUAUAAAAACAAAUUAUAAGAAUAAACACCGUGAUGGACAUGAUGGACAGCUCCGCACGCCUAAUUCGUGUCAUGACUUAAAGAGUGGGCAGAUUUUUUUGAUUUGUUGGUCUUUUACGGACUUCAUGGCAAGCGUGGAUUACACGUUUGUUUACUUAUUUAUUAUUGCACUGAUGCAACUUUUUAGUAACGUUUAUACUCUGUAAGAUGCUAAAUGGAGACCAUGUUGAAGUGUUCACAGAUUUACUCUUUGUGGGCUGUUCUGCUGUACUUGAAGAGAGUAAAUGCAAAAAAAGAAAACAAACAAAAAAAUAAUUUGCACUAAGAGGUGAACUUGGAGAGCCUGACCUUAUCCAAAUGUGCUACUGACCUGACGGUGUUUUUAAGACAUUUUCUUUCCACCUAUUUUCUGGCACCAAUCUAAUUAAAUGGCACCAUACAAAAGGAAAAAUCUACCAUCAAGAUUUAUAUAUGCAUAGAUAUAUAAAUCCUUACUGACUAGUUGAAAUACAUCAGCUUAAUUCAUGUUUUUUGUUGCCUGUGUUGCACCACUGACCUUAACAUACAGUAUGUAACCAUUCCAUUGCUUAAUAGCUAACUUGCAAAACAGUAUCUGGUGAAUUUGCUGCAAACGCUAACGUCUGUGACUUCCUUAAUUUAUGACACACCAAAGCGCCCACUGCUUUUAUUUGUGAAGUGUUUUCUUGCUUUUGUGUAAUCAAGUGCCAUACUUGUAUAUAAACAUAAUAUAUAUAUAUAUGUAUACAUAUGAAUAUAUAAAUAUAUAAUAAUAAUCAUCAUGAAAGCUGAUUCCCUGCUUGGAUUAUGCUAAAUACCGCCCAAUUUUUUUAUUUUGCUUUAAAUGUAUUUGUUGUGAUUUAAAUGAAGAAAAUAAGAUAUACAGUUUUCUUUUGCAAAUGACUGGAAAAAGAAAUGAAGUGCUAGUCGUUUUUUUAUAUACAAGAAAGAAAAUGUCUCCCCCUCAAUCAAAACUAUCAGAUCAAAACUGAAAAAUAGCACAAAUUGACAUUUUUAUCAAAGAAUGGGCAAUAGAAAUCUGCUCUGGUGCUACAGUUUUUCAUAGAAUGGUUUUAAAAUGUAACCGAAACAGACCAAGGAAAAAAAAAAAGGAACAUCAUUUUUUUUUUCUGUGGAAAAUAAAAGUGGGAUUCAUGUACACCAGAAA